AUGCUCUCUUCUCCUCAGGGCCUAUCAACAAACUGGUGGAAUUACUGGCACUUCCAACAUCAUGUAAAACCAAACAUCUACCCCAAAGACCCAGACAUUGAUAUAGGUCCACUUUUUGUUAUUGGAGAUUCGCAACCUGUCAAGUAUGGCAAGAAGAAAAUAAAAUACAUCGACUACAAGAAGCAGCAUCUGUACUUCUACAUGUUUGGGCUCCCCCUCCUCAUGCCUGUGUAUUUCAAUGGGCAAUCCAUGCAAGUGAUGUACCUCCAAAGGUAUUGGGAGGACAUUGCCUGGGUCAGCAGGUUUUACAUCCGCUAUUUCAUCACAUUUGGCCCUUUCUAUGGAAUCUUCGGAACCAUGGUGCUCAUAUAUUUAGUCAAGUUUCUUGAAAGUCCCUGGAUUGCAUAUGUUACCCAGAUGAGCCACAUACCAACGAAAAUGAGCAGAGAGGAGAACAAGGACUGGCUUAGCACUCAGGUCUUGGCCACCUGUAAUGCUGAACAGUCCUUUUUCAAUGACUGGCUCACUGGGCACUUGAACUUUCAAAUCGAGCACCAUCUGUUCCCCACAAUGCCGUGCCAUAAUUAUCACAAGGUGGCACCUCUGGUGAGGUCACUGUGUGCGAAGCACGGGCUGCAGUAUGUGAAUAAGCCCUUGUUGAAGGCAUUUGGAGACACUGGCAGAGCCUUGAAGAAAUCUGCAGCCCUCUGGAUGGAUGCUUAUUACACCCAUCCAGAAACAUGA
Molecule: messenger RNA, 744 nt
Organism: Balaenoptera ricei (Rice's whale)
Lineage: Eukaryota; Metazoa; Chordata; Mammalia; Artiodactyla; Balaenopteridae
Product: fatty acid desaturase 2-like protein FADS2B
Exons: 8
Coding region: 1-744 (247 amino acids)
Biological process (GO): lipid metabolic process
Cellular component (GO): membrane
Molecular function (GO): oxidoreductase activity, acting on paired donors, with oxidation of a pair of donors resulting in the reduction of molecular oxygen to two molecules of water
Source: RefSeq, a predicted model, not a curated record